This is a messenger RNA of Spodoptera frugiperda (fall armyworm), 3657 nucleotides long. It is a transcript of the gene SWIP, whose product is annotated as WASH complex subunit 4. Gene Ontology annotation, biological process: endosomal transport; endosome organization. The transcript has 6 exons. Gene Ontology annotation, cellular component: endosome; WASH complex. Lineage: Eukaryota; Metazoa; Arthropoda; Insecta; Lepidoptera; Noctuidae. The record is from RefSeq and is a predicted model, not a curated record. The coding region runs from base 308 to 3583 and encodes 1091 amino acids.
UGUCAUUCUCAUUUGUUGUGUGUACGGACUGUCAGAUUUUUAUUCAGUAAUUAAAUUAAACUUUUAGAGAUAAAAAAUACAAAAAGUUAUAUUUCAACCCUGUACCCUGCUGUAAAUAAAUAAACUAAUAACGCGAAUACAUAUUAAAACAAGUUAAAAUGUGAAGUAUUACAAAAGUAAACAAUAUAUUAUUAUCAGAACACGUUAUACUCAGAAUUAUACCUAUUAUCAGAGCAAGAGAGUAAUAAAAUUAACAUUUAAAUUGAUACACAGGUGUUGUCCAAAAACCAUAAUAUUGCCAAUUACAAUGAGGUCUGACAUAGAAAAGGAAGCUGGGACGUGGUUACUUAAGAGAUAUGGACAGUUUUUCAAAUCACAAUUUCAAGAUCUAGUGUCUACAACAAAAGAUGAGUUCUGGGAAGAGAACAAAACCUAUUUACCUAUACAAGUGGCAAUGACAACUGGCGAACUUAUUCCUGUAACAGACCUGGUAUCAUCCGAUAACACUUUGAUGACCAAAGUAUUGAGUGUGCUUACUUCACUGUGCACUGAAGUUGUUGCUCUCAAGAAAGAAGCAUUUGAAAAGCAUUUCAAUUUUUUAUCUGUGUAUGAGGAAUACAAUAACAAUGAUAUCAGCAAACAAAUGGAAUCAAUUUGUGCACUAAGUGCCUUCACUAGCCGCUGUGAUGAUGUGCUACGUAAUCUGUGCAGCCAAGUCUUUGCUAUAUUCACUAAAAGUGCCAUAAAUAUUAAUGGAAUUCAACUGCACUACAUUAUAAAUCACAUUGGAGAAUUAUUUACCCUAAUUGUUUUGUUAGAAGUGUUAAUAUCCAACACAUCUCUAGUAACAAAUUGGAAUAAAUAUUGCAAAACUAUAAAAUCCUUCAGCCAUGCACCAGAAAACCUGGAUUUGAUGGAGGAUAAGUUCAAGGCUGUAGUUGGAGCUUUAAAUACUGUGACAAGUAAAAUUAUGAAUGAUGACAUUGUACACAGAAGCCUUCAAAACUUGACUGUAUUAAGGGGAAGUUUGGUUGACAAAAAUUGUGCAUUGGUAGCUGCAGAAUUUACUAAGUAUAUAAAACAAGCAAUUACAAAUCUAGACAAACUUGUGCAAGAGCAGCCCAAUGUUAGCAAUCUGUACAAAUGUAUCAAAGUGAAUGGGCUUUUUGUACUGUCUGCACAUUUGUUUGGCACUAAUGAUAAAAAGAUUUUCAAAGCAUUAAUGGAAUUAAACACAAAGGCACAUAGUGUAAACAUCAUUGGCACCACAGUUUGGUUUCCUGAGCAGUUCCUUCAAAGGCAUGUUGCAUCACAAUUUGCAAAACACGACAAAAUAUCUCAAACUAUGGUCAAAGCUAGACAAGCUUAUAUCAGCAUGAAGAAGGCCACCUUGGCAAAAGACAUUGCAAAUCUACAUCUUGUGUGUACACAGUGGGUCCUUUCAAUUGAAGAAAUAUUUUCAUCUAACCAUCACAAGUUGAGUGCUGCUGAAAUGAGCUUACAUGCAAAAACACUUAUGACAGGCCUAGACAUAGCUUCAACAACAAACCAUUCAGUGCUCACUUUAAUUAAUUUACAUCUCACCCUGGGUAUACCACUACCUAAAAGCAUGUUAUUAUCAUUGUUUGAAAUUAUGUACAUGCUAAAGACUUUGAAAAAUGCAGUGAGCCGUAAUAGAAACCAAAUAAUCAUUUCAAUCAACAUGAUAUUACAACAUCUUGUGUUUCAAUCAACAUCAUCUAUACUUGAAGUAAAGAAAUCUUUAAUGACUGAUAAAAAUUAUGCAAACAAGAGGCUUGAUGAGCUGACAUGUCUAGUGAUUGCUGAAAGAGCUCUCAAAGGCGCUGCUACAGUCAAAAGGAAUAUAGCAGCUAAUAUUGCGUUGAGCUUUGUCCCUGACACCACAUAUUUAGAAGACAGUUACACUCGACUUGGGAAACUCCUAGAGAAAAUCCAGACUUUAUCAAGUUUUAUACAAACUAUGGAUAGUCUAUGCAAUUGCUCUUGGCUCCUGUGGCAUCAGAAUAUCAUACCAAUUUAUUUUGAACAGAACUUUAGUAUGCAGUUGAAUACCUUGAAAUUAAAAUAUUUUCUGAUGGUGUUAGAGGAUUGCGUCGUGCUAUUGCAUCACACUGAUAAAUAUUAUGGAACCACUAAGUAUGAACAGUUUUUAAACAAUAUGAAAACUAUGAUACAAAACAAAAUAAUACUGAGUGCAAGUCAAAAUAUAGAGACGAAUUUAAGACUUCAUAUUCACUCUCAUCUUCAGCUAGAUGUGAUUAAUCCGUUCACCUUUGACAUGACGAAAAAAUUAUUACUUACUAUAGAUAACUUCAGGAUGUUUUUUGUUUACAUGUCUGUUGUACCUUCAGUAGAACACUACUUAUCAACUAUGUAUUACAAUUUAACAACUGUUGUGCUAUCAGAUUGGAAGACUUAUGGAGAAAUGCGUCAAAUGGCAAAAUUCAAAUUUAACUUGAAGACUGUUCAGGAUAAUCUUCCCACACAGACCUUGGAACAAGGUUUAGAUGUAUUAGAAAUAAUGCGGAAUAUCCACAUAUUUGUUUCAAAAUACUUAUAUAAUUUAAAUAACCAGAUAUUCAUUGAAAAGAGCAGUAACAACAAACAUCUCAAUUCAAUAAACAUCAGGCAUAUUGCCAACUCCAUUAGAACACAUGGCACUGGUAUCAUGAAUACAACUGUGAAUUUUACUUAUCAAUUUUUAAAAAAGAAGUUUUUCAUAUUUUCUCAAUUUAUGUACGAUGAGCACAUCAAGUCCAGGCUUAUAAAAGACCUAAGAAACUUUAAAGAAAGUGCCGACGCCAAUGGAAACAUGUAUUCUUACAAAAAUGCAGAGAAAUUUAACAAGGGGAUAAAAGUGCUUGGCUUGAACGAAGAAGGGCUAAGUUACUUAGACCUCUUUCGUGACCUCAUUAGUCAAAUUGGUAACGCGAUGGGAUACGUUAGAAUGAUCAGAUCUGGAGGGAGACAUUGCUGCUCUGAUGCCACAAUGUUUCUACCAAACCUUGAUAACGUCGAAUCGUUCAAACAACUCAGUGAAGAGAGUGAUCUUGGAUCUAGAACGAUUCAGUCUUCUGAGAAUCUUGAUCAUAAUAUCAAUGAUCUUAUUUCCAAUUUUAUUCAAGGCACAGAGUAUUUUAAGUUACUAGUUGAUGUAUUUGCACCUGUAUUUCGUAAUCCAAAAAAUGUUCAUCUGAAGAAUUUCUACAUUAUAAUUCCGCCACUAACUUUAAACUUUGUUGAACAUAUGAUAUUGUCGAAAGACAAAAUGUCGAAGAAGAAUAAAGUUGGCGCAGCAUUUACUGACGAUGGCUUUGCAAUGGGUAUUGCAUAUAUUAUGAAACUUCUCGACCAGUCACCAAACUUUGAAGGGCUUCAUUGGUUUGAUUCUGUUUGGAAACACAUCAAUGAUGAAAGGAAACAACUGCAGGAACAACAACAUAAGGGCUCUGUACAGCUACAACAAGCUUUGGCAUUAACUGAAAAGAAAAUCAAAACUUUAGAAGAAGAGUUUAAGUUGUUGUACUACAGUCUAACAAGUGCUAGAAUAUUUUUCAGAUAAGAUCUGAGUAAGAUAUAUUGGAAAGCAGUGCUAGCGUAAGGGCCACUGACACCCUGGGCGAAAAUAUUGUGGCG